GAGAGAUCAGAGAGAGAAGUAGGAUUGGUACUUGGUUGUUGUUUGAGAAGCCAAAAGCCUCCAUCACCAGCAACAGCAGCAGCAGCAGCAGCAGCAGCAGCUGCUGCUAUUGUCAGUCCCCCACAGCCCUCUCGUGUGCCCCACUUCUACCGAAACAACCACACAUAUAUUAUUUGGACUCAAUUCAACUCAAAAUCUUUUUAGUUGUAAAUAUAUAUAUUUAUGUAACAUCAGAAGAACUCUCUAGCUUUCCUUACUCUUCUUCUUCUUCUUUCUGUGUCUUCUUUUUCUUCUUCCUGUUAGUGAUGACUAGUGAUAGAGAAACACAUGACUUCAUGAGUGUGGACUCUUUUUCUCAGCUCCCAUUCAUCGGUCGCCCGGUCCCCGGUCGUGACAAGCCAUUGUCCCCGUCCCAAUCCACCACUUCUAACUCCGGCAUUCGUCUAUUUGGCUUUGAGUUCCCCUCCGACACUGAUUCUCCGACUGAAGACAUUGAGAUCAUUACUAAAGACCAAUCUUCUUCCGCCGCCACCGCCACCGCCGCCGCCGCCGCCACCGCCGGAGUCGAAGGUGGUGGUCGGAAGUUUGAGUGUCAUUACUGCUGUCGAAACUUCCCGACAUCUCAAGCUCUUGGCGGGCACCAAAACGCUCACAAACGAGAACGGCAACAUGCGAAGCGAGCUCACCUUCAAUCAGCCAUGGCUACCGCUCACCAUCACCACCACCACCACCCUCCGGGCAUCACUGAUGGGCAUGUUUAUGGUCUGUUGAACUACCACCAUCGGCUCAAUUCACUCAUACCAACUCACUCCCGUCUCAGCUUCGCUUUUGAUCAACAACCUCACUCAGUUCAUUACCCUCACUGGACCAACUCCACCACCACCACCACCACCAUUAACAAUAACCCUAAUGUUUCAGCUAGGUUUUGCUCUGGUAUCGGCACCGUCUCUCAACCGAUAACCGGUAACCCUUUACCGGCACUCUGGAGACCUCCUACCACCUCCCACAGUGGUGCAACUCACCGGGACCACUCUUCUCCUCUCCCUCUCUUCUCCGGGGAUUACUCAAGAAUUCCAGUGAGUACUCUUCUUACUUCUUCUUCAACCUCUUCCUCUUCAUCAUCUUCUACACCACCUUCCACUUCAAAAGAUAAUGUAAGUUUAGAUCUUCAUCUUUGAUCUGAAGAAUUAAACACUGAAACCCUAGUCUCUAUCUUGUUAAUUAUUAAUUAUUGUUUGGAAGAAAUUAAUGGAGAGCUUGUUUGUUGUUUCAACAUCAAA
Messenger RNA from Dioscorea cayenensis subsp. rotundata (Guinea yam), 1280 nucleotides. Its product is annotated as zinc finger protein 8-like. The transcript has a single exon. Gene Ontology annotation, molecular function: DNA-binding transcription factor activity. The record is from RefSeq and is a predicted model, not a curated record. Lineage: Eukaryota; Viridiplantae; Streptophyta; Magnoliopsida; Dioscoreales; Dioscoreaceae. Gene Ontology annotation, biological process: response to gibberellin; trichome differentiation; trichome morphogenesis. The coding region runs from base 306 to 1178 and encodes 290 amino acids.